CCAGUGUAAUCUGACACUUCAACUUGCCGUGCUCUACGGUAGUUGAUUCAGUCAGUCACUCACACCGUCUCCGGGGCUCUCGCGUCGUCUUUGUGAAGUGGAGCGAGCGAGCGAGAGGAGCGCCGUAAACACGAGGUUUGGAGAAACAAUACGCGGAUUUGCCACUGACGUCCUGGCUGAAAAUCACCGCUUAAGGAGGGGUCAGUGAGGGGCCGAGAGUGAGGAAUACAUGAAGGGCAGGGUGGGGGAGGGGGCGGCGACCACAACGGCGGUACCACCAAGGUCAAAGUUCACACAGAGUAAAGAAGCUUUAAUGGCGUCUCGGUAGAAACAUCAAGAUGAACACGUUACCAUCCAUGGACCGGCACAUCCAGCAGACCAAUGACAGGCUGCAGUGCAUCAAACAGCACUUACAGAACCCGGCCAACUUCCACUCAGCAGCUACAGAGCUGCUCGACUGGUGUGGAGAUCCCCGGGCCUUCCAGCGACCUUUCGAGCAAAGUCUCAUGGGAUGUCUGACGGUGGUGAGUCGGGUGGCUGCUCAGCAGGGGUUUGACUUGGACCUGGGCUACAGGUUGCUGGCUGUGUGUGCCGCGAACAGGGACAAAUUCACUCCCAAGUCCGCAGAAACCAACACCUGCAGGAGAUGUCAGAGUGACUCAGCCCUGCUGUCGUCGUGGUGCGAGGAGCUGGGUCGUCUCCUCCUGCUGCGUCACCAGAAGAACAGGCAGAACGAACCGCAGGGAAAAGUCCCCAUGCAGCCCAGCAUGAACAGCAUGAAGCCCGGCCUCACACACAGUGAUGGAUCAUUUCCCUAUGACUCUGUCCCCUGGCAACAAAACACCAACCAGCCCCCUGGGUCAUUGUCUGUGGUUACAACAGUGUGGGGUGUGACCAAUACGUCACAGAGUCAGGUGCUAGGUAACCCAAUGGUGAAUAGCAAUAACCCCAUGAAUCCUGGAGGUAACCCAAUGGGAUCAGGUAUGUCUGCCAGCGCAGCAGGACUCAACUCACCUCAGUACAAUGCUCAGCAGCAACAGUUUCCAAACAAGGGAGGCUCCAACCAACCGUACAUGCAGCAGGGCAUGUACGGCAGGCCUGGCUACCCUGGAGGUCCUGGGGGAUACAGCGGGAGUUAUUCUGGAGGCCCAAAUGCUCCUCCAGGAGGUAUGGGAAUGACCUCUCACACACGUCCUCCUGGUGACUUCACUCAGCCAGCCGCCGCUGCUGCAGCAGCUGCUGUCGCUGCUGCUGCUGCUACGGCAACGGCCACAGCAACGGCCACGGUGGCAGCUCUGCAGGAAACCCAGAAUAAAGACAUGAACCAGUAUGGACAGAUGUGUUCAUCGUUCCAAAUGGGCCCCGCUCAGGCCUACAACAGCCAGUUCAUGAACCAGCCAGGCCCACGAGGCCCCCCUGGAGGUAUGAAUCCAGCCAGCAUGGGAUCAGCCAUGAACAACCCUAAUAUGAGUGGGCCUCCCAUGGGCAUGAACCAGGCUCGAACCCCAGGCAUGGGGCCUUUUGGAGCUCACGGCCAAAGGAUGCCUCAGCAAGGGUAUCCCGGAGGACCUCGACAGGGCAUGCCCAUGCAGGGGAUAAAGAGGCCAUAUCCUGGAGAGGCAAGUUACGGGGGGCAGCCGUACGGGCCAAACAGUCAGUUCCCACCACAGCAGGGGCAAUACCCCACAUCCAACGCCUCCAGGCCGCUGCCAUCUCCUAACUACCCCGGCCAGAGGAUGCCAGGGCAGCAGGGUCAAGGACAGUACCCACCUGGCAUGCCCAUGGGCCAAUACUACAAGCAAGAGCCCUUCAAUGGUCAGAGCACCAACUUCUCCGGAGGUGGAUACUCCUACGGCCAAGGAAAUGGGCCCCCCAGGCCAGGCAACUACCCACAUUCCCCGGUCCCUGGAAACCCUACACCCCCUAUGACCCCAGGAAGUGGUAUUCCUCCAUACCUGUCGCCAAACCAGGAUGUGAAGCCCCCGUUUCCACCCGACAUGAAACCAAAUAUGACAGCACUACCGCCCCCUCCAUCAAACUCCAAUGAAGAGCUGCGGCUGACAUUCCCAGUCAGGGAUGGAGUGGUGCUGGAGCCGUUCCGCUUGGAGCACAACCUGGCUGUCAGUAACCACGUCUUCCACCUUCGACCCUCCGUCCAUCAGACCCUCAUGUGGAGGUCAGACCUUGAACUGCAGUUUAAGUGCUACCACCAUGAAGACAGGCAGAUGAACACCAACUGGCCCGCCUCCGUCCAAGUCAGCGUCAACGCCACGCCCCUCACCAUCGAGAGGGGAGACAACAAAACCUCCCACAAACCCCUGCACCUGAAGCACGUAUGCCAACCUGGAAGGAACACCAUCCAGAUUACAGUCACCGCCUGCUGUUGUUCCCACCUGUUUGUGCUGCAGCUGGUCCACAGGCCAUCUGUGCGGUCCGUCCUCCAGGGGCUCCUGAAGAAAAGACUCCUUCCUGCAGAACACUGCAUCACCAAGAUUAAGAGGAACUUCAGCAGUGUGGCGGCGUCGGCAGGAAACGCCAAUCUUAACGGGGAAGACGGUGUAGAGCAGACGGCUAUUAAAGUGUCGCUAAAAUGUCCCAUUACCUUCCGACGCAUCCAGCUACCGGCUCGAGGGCAUGAUUGCAAACAUGUCCAGUGUUUUGAUCUAGAGUCAUACUUGCAGCUCAACUGUGAGAGGGGGACAUGGAGGUGUCCUGUGUGCAAUAAAACAGCAUUAUUAGAAGGCCUGGAGGUGGACCAGUACAUGUGGGGAAUCCUAAAUGCCAUCCAAAAUUCAGAGUUUGAGGAGGUCACUAUAGACCCUACAUGUAGCUGGAGACCUGUUCCCAUAAAGUCUGAGGUACACAUCAAAGAGGACCCUGACGGACCACUUGCCAAGCGCUUUAAGACCAUGAGCCCCAGUCAGAUGACCAUGCCCAAUGUGAUGGAGAUGAUUGCCCAGCUAGGGCCUGGCCCAGGACCUGGCCAUGGCCCUGGACCAGGUCCCAGCCCCUACCCCCCACACCCUAGUCAACAUGCUAGUGGCAACGGGGGAGAUUACCCUGGAGCAGGCAACAGUUACCACAGCCAGGGGAACUUUGACUUCCCUCACGGGAACCCCUCUGGUGGUGGAGGAGGUCCCCCUAUGAAUGACUUCAUCCACGGCCCCCAGCUCUCCCACCCCCCAGAUGGACCUGGUGGAAUCCUCUCCCAGGACAAGCCGCUUCACCACGGCAUGAAUGAUGCAAUGUCCCAUCCCGAUCAGUCCCAUAACUCCAUGCAGCAGAUCUUGCAUGCGUCUCCCCACCCUGGCAGCCAAACAGGGCCGCCCUUGCAUCACAGUGGCCAGUCAGGGCCGCCCUUGCAUCACAGUGGCCAGUCAGUGCAGCCCUUGCAUCACAGUGGCCAGUCAUCGCAGCCGUCUCGCCAGUCGCAGCCUCAGCAGCAGCCUCAGCAGCAGCCUCAGCAGCCUGGGCAGAACAGUCACCCCCACAGCGAUCUGAACUUUAACCCCUCCUCAGACGGCCAGAUGGGUCAGGGAGCCCAGGAUAUGCCCGAACCCUCCCUGGAUCUGCUUCCAGAGCUGGCCAACCCAGAUGAGUUACUAUCAUACCUGGACCCCCCCGACCUUCCCGCCAACAGCAACGACGACCUUCUCUCCCUCUUCGAGAACAACUAGCCCCUCGCCUCCCCAACAAACCCUCCUGCACCUACAGGAGUCGUCAUGAUUGUGUUUGACUGUCCGUCCACAGGCACUUCACUGACACUCCAAGCAGCUACCUAUGCUCGCACACACACACACAUACACAGUCUCUUGACAGAUAAUGUGUGGCAUAGGAGCACGGCUGAAAUGAGGCACCUGUUUGAGGACUCCAAGAGAGAAAGCAGGAACGCCACACGUCCCCCACACUCCCUUUUUUCCUCGUGUAAAGAUUCCACGCACCAGUUCCACCACCUGACUCGAAACACACCAUUUACAGCCAUGUAGGCGGGCACUAAAGUGAUAUUAUGUAUAUACAUAUAUGAUAUUUGUGACUUUUCAACUGAAAACUGUGCAGCUAUAAUCAUCAUGUGUAAACAACACGGAGGAGAGGCAGAGAAGUGUUGUAGCUUUGUUUUUUUUUAUUAUAAUUUUCCAUUUGUGAAAAAAACAUUGUCUUGUAAGAGUUUUUAACCUAUUUGAAAUGUGUUCUUCCAAAACUUUGGUACAUGCCAUGCCCUUUGACCCUCAGAUGUCUGUGUGUGUGUGUGUGUGUGUGUGUGUGUGUGACAGUUGAAUUACUGGAACUCAUCAGAAUCAGAGUGCUGAAAGGACGAGCUAAAAUGUCCUCCAGUAUCAACAGAGGAAACAAGCGCACGUUGUGCAAUGUAGUGUGUGUGAGUGUGUGUAUAUAUACCUGUGUGUGUGUGUGUUUACGUGUCCUCAUUUGUUUGCCUGCGAGCGUGUGUGAAAGACAGCGGGGGAGCGAAAGUUUGAGACGGAGGAGGGAAGAAAAAUAUUGAAUGGAAGAAACAUAAAACAAUCCACUUCAAGAGCUGUCUCAGUUCUUCUCCAGCCAGUCCGCAGUUCUUCUUGUGUAUUUAUUGUAAUGUUUCACUCUUCCUCAUCAGAUUCAGCACCAUUUUGUGCAUGUGUGCCAAUGGCUCCUGUUGUCUUUGUCCAGCCUAAACUGCUUGAUCAAAUCAUUUUCUAUCAUCUUUAUAUUUAUUAUUUUAUUUCAAACCCAUCGUUUUUUUUAAUUAUUGUUGUCCUCUUUCAUGUGUUUUAUUUUUAUAUUUUUGUUAUUCAUUGUCCCACAUUGAAAAUAAUCAGAUACACAUCACCAAAGUUGUCCUAUGCUUUUUGUAAGGGGUUGGGCCUGGAUAUUAUGUUGGUGUAAGAGCAGGAUUUCAACAUGCAACAGAUGUCUACAGAAGUUUUUAAAUCACUGUAUUUUAUAGAAACAUCUGUGUGAUUGUACUGAUCUUUCCUUUUGUCGUUUUGUUACUGUUGAACUGCAUCUUUUUUGGGGAAAACAUCCUGCAUGAUCCAACAGUGUUUCCAGAGCUGUUGUAUAUACCCUUUGUGAAUACUUUGUACUGUGCCUAUUUUACUGGGAACUACACGGUACUGUAUGUCUGUCAAGGACUACACACACUCACAAACUGACACAGAAUCCCUUAUAACCAGUCCAAUAUUGUAAUGAAUUGAUCCAAAUGCACUCUCUGGCCUUGUAUUGAGUACCUGUGUAUUGUGUACAGUUUUUCCAUUACCCUGUGACAUUGCGUCAGUGAAAAUGAAUAUUUGAAUUGCUCAGCUGGCAAGUUUUAAGAGUUUCCCCCCUUUUAUUUAUAUAUAUAUAUAUAUAUAUAUAUAUAUAAUAUAUAAUAUAUAAUAUAAAUCAAGGAGCUUUAAACAAGCUGGGGGGAGUUUCUGUCUAAAAGAUUGUUGCUUAGAGGUCCAAAUUUCUCUAAAAAUGAUUUGUUUAAUAUUAUUGGAACAAGUGACCUCGUCCUUUAUUUAAAGUGAGAAUGUGCAAAAUGUCCUCUAGAUUGUUUUUAGGCCUGGUGAUGAGCUUUUGAUUACCAUACUUAGCAAAAAUAUGUGAACCUGAUUUGUGUAUUUUCAUCACAUUUUAUAUUGUUUCAAGUUUUAAGUUAUUAUUUUUGUCCCAUGUUUUUAUGACAGGUAUAAUUUGGUUUACACAGUUUUAUGCAGUACAGUCAUUGAAUUUAAAAUAUACUGUAUGUCGUUGGAUACAAGUUCCCCCAUUUGAGAGUUGUAAUCUGUUUAAAGAACCAAAUAUGGCUUUACUGAUCUUCAAAAUAGAUCAAAUCGCCUGCAUAUAACACAAUUGAAGGAUCAGAUGUUGUUUGUGUUUGUUUCUAUGUUUGUGAAAGACAAUGCACUGCCGCAUUGGGAUGUUUUAUCUCCCUACAAAAGGUGUAACCAUAACCUUUCACAAAAUCACGUCUAGUAAUCUGAGAAACACAAAUUCUACUGUCUGAUUGCAGACACCGGAAAUUGAGUUGAGGAUUUAAAAGAGAAUGCAAUUAAUAUUGUAAAAUGAAUUUUGCAUUACAUGGGGAGGUUGUGGCAGAGGGUUGGGGUUGGGGAUGUAAGGGAUACAUGUAUAUAAUGUAAAUGACAAAUAGAGACACAUUAACAGAAAUGUAUUCAUUUUCUCCAGGGGGAGUGUGCAUAGUGUAUUUAGAAUUUGUAAAGCUUCCAUCCUCCUGUCAGACAUUGAAUUGGCAAAAUGAGUCUGUGUUCGAUUGCGUCUGUGCAGACCUCUCUAACCACGCCUGUUCAUUAAUGUAAGAUACUUUAUGUACCCCUCCACGUGGGGUUUCCGAGAAAAAAAAGACAUUUUCCUUUGUGUAAUAUUAAACUUCUGUGUAUUUCUCUAUUACCUGUGUACUUUAUAAAGGUGCUACAAAAUUAUUCAAACCUUUGGAGGUAUAAUUGGGACUUGGAGACAUUGAGCUUUGAGUGGCUCAUAAGGGUUGUUUGCAAAUUUACAGUUUGUAAAAAAAAAAAAAAAAUUGUCAGAUUUAUCAUUUUUAUGCAAUUUGGCAAAAUAUGCUAUAAAAGGUACAAUCUCAAAGUGAUUGGCCCAACAAGCGGCAGUUGUCUCUUUGGUUUUGUACAUUCUAUGUACAAUCAUUUCAUAUUCUAAACUGGUCAGAAAAACAUUGUGAUUUUUAGUCUUGCAAAUCUGUAUGUAGUUAGAUGACGUGACAUCCUAAUAUUUAUCUAAUAAAUAUGUAUUCAGAUGAAACACAA
This is a messenger RNA of Micropterus salmoides (largemouth bass), 6764 nucleotides long. It is a transcript of the gene zmiz1a, whose product is annotated as zinc finger, MIZ-type containing 1a. Bases 339 to 3677 code for a protein of 1112 amino acids. The record is from RefSeq and is a predicted model, not a curated record. The transcript is spliced from 24 exons. Gene Ontology annotation, biological process: protein sumoylation; regulation of transcription by RNA polymerase II. Gene Ontology annotation, molecular function: zinc ion binding; SUMO ligase activity. Lineage: Eukaryota; Metazoa; Chordata; Actinopteri; Centrarchiformes; Centrarchidae.